ACUUUGGCCGGUGCCUCGGUGGUUGGUGGAGGGGGAAAUAGUUGGCUGUUUCCAUGGAAAAUCAAAUCCAAAAGAAACCCAGAAUUCUUUGUCUCCAUGGAUUCAGGACUAGUGCUGCAAUCCUCCAGAAAUUAGUCCUAAGAUGGCCUGAAAAUGUACUAGAAAAAUUGGACCUUGUCUUCCUUGACGCUCCAUUUCCUGCUCGAGGAAAAUCUGAUGUUGAAGGCAUCUUCGAUCCUCCCUACUACGAAUGGUUCCAAGCCAACAAGGAUUUUACUGAAUAUUCGAAUUUUGGAGAAUGCCUUGCUUAUAUAGAAAAUUACAUGAUAGAGCAUGGACCCUUUGAUGGUCUUCUUGGUUUCUCCCAGGGUGCAAUUUUAGCAGCUGCUUUGCCAGGAAUGCAGAAAGAUGGUGUGUGUCUUACCAAGGUUCCAAAUAUCAAAUUUCUGAUAAUAAUAUCAGGGGCCAAGCUUGGUGGAUCCAAGUUUGGCCUGCCUAAACUGGCUGCAAAUGCAUUUUCAUCUCCCGUUCAGUGCCCCUCUCUCCACUUCAUAGGGGAAACAGAUUUUUUGAAGGAAGAAGGAAUUGGUUUAUUGGAAUCAUUUGUGAACCCUGUGGUCAUUCAUCACAUCAAGGGACACACUGUACCAAGAAUUGAUGAAAAAGGCCUGGAAAAAAUGCUUGGCUUCAUUCAGAUGGUUCCAUCACAGUAAGAUUGGGUAUGGGCUGUGGAGGCUGCUGCUUUUCUUGCCUGUCUAAUAACAUAGUUUUAGGAUACCAUCAGUUCAAGAAAAUAAAAUGAUGUUAUAUUCCAA
Hevea brasiliensis (rubber tree) is the source of this 815-nucleotide messenger RNA. RefSeq lists its product as uncharacterized. Lineage: Eukaryota; Viridiplantae; Streptophyta; Magnoliopsida; Malpighiales; Euphorbiaceae. The record is from RefSeq and is a predicted model, not a curated record. The coding region runs from base 54 to 713 and encodes 219 amino acids. The transcript is spliced from 5 exons.